This is a messenger RNA of Larimichthys crocea (large yellow croaker), 388 nucleotides long. Its product is annotated as galactose-specific lectin nattectin-like. The record is from RefSeq and is a predicted model, not a curated record. The transcript is spliced from 3 exons. NCBI's taxonomy places the organism in Eukaryota, Metazoa, Chordata, Actinopteri, Sciaenidae. The annotation marks the transcript as partial.
AAAGUCAAGUGUGCAGCUGACUUGCAGGUCUGUAAAAGAUUUAACAUAUUUUUUGCAGAAGCUAGAUUCCCCUGCCCCGAAUACUGGUCCUACUUUUCCGGAACCUGUUUCAUCUUCCACGAGAGCCUAAAGACAUGGAUUGAAGCUGAGGCUUACUGUUUGUUUGAAGAGGCAAACCUGGCAUCAAUCCAUAGUGAUGGGGAGAAUAACUUCGUCCAGGCUUUGACUCAAACUUGGACAGACUUCCCCAAAACCUGGAUCGGUGGCCACAAUGCUGUACACCCCUCUUUUUGGAUGUGGAGUGAUGGCUCCAGGUUUGACUACGAGAACUGGUUCGAGGAGCCACAGUCUGACAGAGACGAGCACUGUCUGAAGAUGAAUUUUGGAU